UUUUUAUUUUAAAGCAGUAUUCCUUAAAGAUCUAUAUAUUCGUUGAAAUUCUUAUGACCCUCCCAAUGACCCUAGAGACCGAAAUCUCACAUGGAAUUUACAUGGGAGCCCAGAUCACUGAAGACAAUUUGAGAAAGUUUGAGUGCUCAGAUUUCCUGACCUCAAAAUUCAGUGCUUCAGAAACAAAAUGGUGUGGUGCUGACCUAGGAAGGACACCAGGCCGAUGGAAUAGGAGGGCCUGGAAGUGAGCCUGUGUGUCUGUGGUCUGGCUGUCUACAAGAAUCGCUCAUCAUAGUCUCCCAGGAACAGUGCUGGACAACUGGACAGUCACAGGAAUGGAGUUGGAGACCCGAACAUGUCCCACCGUAUGUGAAAACGCCAGAGACCUAAGUGUAGGAGAUUUUACCGAGAUGAUGAGAGCCUUGGGGUACCCUCGACACAUUUCUAUGGAAAAUUUCCGCACACCAAAUUUUGGACUUGUAUCUGAAGUGCUUCUCUGGCUUGUGAAAAGGUAUGAACCGCAGACCGACAUCCCGUCUGACGUCGAGACUGAACAGGACCGAGUUUUCUUCAUUAAGGCCAUUGCCCAGUUCAUGGCCACCAAGGCGCACAUAAAGCUCAACACCAAGAAGCUUUAUCAAGCAGACGGCUAUGCAGUGAAAGAGCUGUUGAAGAUCACCUCUGUGCUUUAUAACGCUAUGAAGACCAAGGGCCUGGAGGGCUCUGACAUGGGAGAGGAAGACACCAGCAAGUUCAAGUUCGACCUUGGCUCCAAGAUUGCUGAUCUGAAAGCGGCCAGGCAGCUCGCCUCCGAGAUCACCUCCAAAGGAGCGUCUCUGUACGACCUGCUGGGCAAGGAGGUGGAGCUCAGGGAGCUGAGAACAGAAGCAGUUGCCAGACCGCUGGAAAUAAGCGAAACUGAAAAAGUGAUGAGAAUUGCAAUAAAAGACAUUUUGUGUGCCAGGCCCGCCUUUAUGGACGAGUACGAGAAGAUUGAGGAAGAGCUGCAAAAGCAGUAUGACGUGUAUUUGGAGAAAUUCCGCAACCUGACUUACCUGGAGCAGCAGCUCGAGGACCAUCACCGGCUGGAGCAGGAGCGGUUCGAGGUGGGC
Condylura cristata (star-nosed mole) is the source of this 1112-nucleotide messenger RNA. It is a transcript of the gene IFT38, whose product is annotated as clusterin associated protein 1. Gene Ontology annotation, biological process: cilium assembly. Lineage: Eukaryota; Metazoa; Chordata; Mammalia; Eulipotyphla; Talpidae. The annotation marks the transcript as partial. The transcript is spliced from 7 exons. The record is from RefSeq and is a predicted model, not a curated record. Gene Ontology annotation, cellular component: intraciliary transport particle B; centrosome; cilium.